Messenger RNA from Juglans microcarpa x Juglans regia, 3045 nucleotides. Its product is annotated as transcription factor bHLH143-like. Lineage: Eukaryota; Viridiplantae; Streptophyta; Magnoliopsida; Fagales; Juglandaceae. The transcript has 4 exons. The coding region runs from base 1063 to 2112 and encodes 349 amino acids. The record is from RefSeq and is a predicted model, not a curated record.
AAAACCAGAGAUCAGGUUCAUCUAACCUAGACAUUCUACUGUAUCGGAACCUUAAUUCCAGAUUUAAAAUUGGGCAAAAAAUAUGAUUUCGUUUCUCUUAAUAUGGUCCUGCUGCCAACCCCUAUCAAACGCACUUUCUUUUGGACUCUUUCCUUGCACCCACUUUCUCACUGUUGCCUUUUGGCCCUCUUCACCUCCUCUCUCUCUUUCUCUCCCUCUCUCCUUGAAGAGCCUUGUGAAAGACUUCGUUUGGUUCAGAUCAGAGAAGAAGGUCUUUGAUUUCUAUCUAAUCUCCCUGAAUUUUGGAUUCAAUACGUUGCACCAGAUUAAGCAGUCGUGGAUAGUUCUAUACUGCAGAGGAGGGGAUCAGUAUGCCGUGGUUGAGUUUGUCUGUUGAUGUGUUUCGCAAAGUUGUGUGCUUGAACUUAUAUUGCAGGGUUAUUCUGUAAAUCAUUGCUUCCUUAACGGGACCCUGGUCUUGCUUCUCUUGGACUACUAUUCUUUGCUCAAAAGUCCAUGGGAUCCAAUCACUUUUUUGUCAUUUCUUAUGACAUGCGAAGGAUUAGCUGAAAACAUAGAGACAGAACAUAGUUAGAACUCCAACUCUCAUUUUUAUUCCCCCUCGUGUUUGAUCUCAUCUUGUUUCUCAAUCUAAGUGUGUUUUUUCCUUCAAGGUCUAGUUUUGCCCAUUUUCUGCUCCCUGUUAGGUGUUUGUUUUGUGCUUCUAUAGUAGUCAGAUAGUGAAGGGUUGAACGAAGUUAUGGUGUGCCAAGCAGCAAGCCAAACUAGAUUCCGGGCUUUAAAACAUGAGAGUGGGAUUGCAGGGAAACCUACAAUUAUAGUUAGAGUUAUUGCUUGCUUUCAACCUUUGCAGGAUUGCCAAGCUGAGUACUUCCGUCACUUGCUUAAACCUGUCACGUAGAUUGAUGGUUUUUUCCUCAUCAAAUUGAGCUGGAAAUCAUUGAUUUUCUUUUUCUAUUUUUUGUUCCUAAAAGAAGUUGCAAAUUUUUGAAUAUUCCAGAUUGAAGUGCCAAUCCAUCUCCUGGUUAUUGUGUUACGUGGAUGGUGAUGGCCAGCGAAUCUCGGCUUUCUCUAGAGAAUUCUGCUUGGAAACCAUCUAAACUGAGUUUCAUGAACACGGAUCUCAGGCCGAGGCAACAAGAAUGUUUGCCUGCAUGCACAAAUCCUGGCAAUCACAUAUCCCCAGCACCUAUGGCACAGCCCAAUUUUGCAGUUCCUGGUAUACCAGACUUGAAGACUGAACAAACAAAUGGAGCUCAUGGUUCUCUUGAAUGUUUACCGCUUCAAUUCCAGGGCUUGCUACCCAUUCCUGACCCAUAUCUUAAAACAAAGAAAUCCAUGCUGUCAAAUUCUGGGUCAUCUGCAAAGAGAUUCCUUAUUUUUGAUCAGUGUGGGAAUCAAACAAGGCUAAUUUAUAACUCAGUUUGCUUCCCUUCCCCGAAUCCAAAUACUGCUGCAAAACCAAUUUGUUGUUAUUAUGGGGAAGAGCAGGCAGCUAGAGUGAGUCAAAUUGAUCCAAGCAAGUACAUUUUACAUGAAGCAUCUGGUGAAAAUAUUACAACUUUUGAAGAAAGUGAGAUGCAUGAAGACACGGAAGAAAUCAAUGCGUUGCUAUACUCUGACAAUGAUGAAUAUGGUGACGGUGACGGUGACGAUGAUGAAACAGCAAGCACAGGCCAUUCUCCGAUGGCUAUAAAGGGGGGAUACGAGAAAUAUGAUCAUGUUGACUACCUAGCAGAUGAAGUUGCUGGCCCUGACAGCCCAAAUAAAAGGCAAAAAUUGCUCGAUGGUGGGUACAAAAAAUCAUCACCGAUGGCCACUACUAGUUCCGUAAAACUGGACAGAUCUGUUGAGUAUGGCAGUGAUGCAGAGUCAGGCUAUGCCUUUGGCCAGAACCAAGGUGAGAAAGCUGGUUCUAUUUUGGGCAAAAUGUGUUUUAGAAGGGAUAAGAUCUAUGAGACUUUGAGAAUUCUUGAGCGCAUAAUUCCUGGUGCAGAGGGUAAGGACCCAUUGUUUGUUAUUGAUGAAGCUAUAGAUUACCUGAAGAUUUUAAAGCUCAACGCCAAAUCUCUAGGGGUGAACAACCAAUAGGUUGCACCUUCCUUGGCAUGUUUGCUGAAGGGUUGAAAAAAAGGGUGAAAAGGUAGUAGUAAGCCUUGAUUUAUUGGCUUGAACGAUUAAGAGUUUGAAAUAACUGCAGUGACUUUUGUUUUGUUGGGCUGAAGAGCCGUAUAUAAUGGGCCAAUAAAGGAAAGAUGUAAUGGUGUGGAAAUGCACUUUGGCUGCUGGAAGUGUUGAAAAAAUGGGUUGUUUUUGUUGACCAGAAAUAAUUAUCUUUUAGCUUUUGUGGGAUUAAAGACUAAAGGAAGUCGCAAAGAUUUGAACGCAUGGGAGAUGCUAGUGGUGGGCUGUGCUGUGCUGUGAAAUGAGGACCCCUUUAUCCGGAUUGUUGAGAACCCCCGAGUAUGCGCAUGCGUGUUUGGUAAUUAAGGUCCCACUUUCAAUCCCGCUUUUCUUGUUGAUUUUAUGCUUUUCUCCUCUCCCUACAAGUUUGCAUAAAAUUCUAAAAGUAUGAAGAAAGUUGCUGCUGUGGAUGAGUGCUUGGAGUGGGGGCAUAGUCUUUCACCAAAGGCAUGUUGUAAAAGGUUAUAGCUUGUUUUUCAUAGGGUAAAAGUCAUUCUGCUGUCCUGUAAUUUGUGGGCUCUGAUUACUUUAGACAAGUUUUGUAUCUUUGUGAAGAUUUCCUUGAGUGGGUUUGGAUUGCUCUGUGGUGAUGCUAUUAUGAGUUUGUCAGUUUUCAUGUUUGAGUGUGAAAAUAAUUGGAGUGUGGAUGUUGCAGUGGUGGUGGUGGGGGUGGUGGUGGGGGUGGGUAUGGGGCUACAUGCUUUGGAUGGGUGGAGCGGUGUUUACUUUGCUUGGUGUUUUGUUGUUCUUUUUGUGCUAUGUAGUAUGUACGUGUCCUUGUGUGUGGUGCCAUUUUGUAAACUUGAAAAGAUAUCCAUUGCGAAUACGUGGUGUUCUCCA